Messenger RNA from Physeter macrocephalus (sperm whale), 2152 nucleotides. It is a transcript of the gene PARD6A, whose product is annotated as par-6 family cell polarity regulator alpha. Gene Ontology annotation, cellular component: apical plasma membrane; cell cortex; nucleus. The record is from RefSeq and is a predicted model, not a curated record. Gene Ontology annotation, biological process: centrosome cycle; regulation of cellular localization; establishment or maintenance of cell polarity. The coding region runs from base 875 to 1912 and encodes 345 amino acids. The transcript has 3 exons. Lineage: Eukaryota; Metazoa; Chordata; Mammalia; Artiodactyla; Physeteridae. Gene Ontology annotation, molecular function: protein binding.
UCAAGACUCCUGUGGCACUGGGCAGGAAGGGGCCAAGGGCUGGCUCCGAUGGAGUGGGAGGGAUCUGGGGCCUGAGGCUGCAGCCAAGGGUGGUCCGAGUGGGUGGCUCAAAGCCACUUCAACGCCUGUGACCCCAAGGAGUUCAUCAAUUAUUUGUUGUGACUCAGUUCCCUCAUCUACAAAAACACAGUCUUGUUAGGCCACUGGAAAUAAACGUACAUAGCAUUCACGCUUCCCUGGUGGCGCAGUGGUUAAUAAUCCGCCUGCCAAUGCAGGGGACACGGGUUCGAACCCUGGUCCGGGAUCCUACAUGCCGCUGAGCAACUAAGCCUGUGCGCCACAACCACUGAGCCUGCGCUCUAGAGCCCGUGAGCCACAACUACUGGAGCCCGUGCUCCACAACGAGAAGCCACCGCAAUGGGAAGCCUGCCCACUGCGACGAAAGGGUAGCCCCCGCUUACGGCAACUAGAGAAAACCCGCGCCCAGCAACGAAGACCCAACACAGCCAAAAAAAUAAUUAAUUUUUAAAAAGAUUAACAUGAUAAAUUAAAAAAAAAGUUCACAGCAUUCAACAAAUACUUCCCUCUCUCUCCGCUCUGAUUGGCCAAGCCCCUCCCCCAGAUUCCCGCGACGCGGAGACUGUAGCGUAAUGACGUAGGAGGACGCAAAGAUUCUCCCACCCUUAUCUCCGUUUCCUAGGAAACGUGGACUCCGCGUUCAACUCCCCGUCGCUGACCCCUUGACGUCACGAUCCGGACAGGAGGGUGGGGCGAGUGCUACCGCCAGGGGCGGGGCGGCGCGGGCCGGCCGGGCUGUGCACCUGCGCCUCGGCGGUCCGCCUGGGGCAUCAUCCCCGGCCCGCCUGGCCCCGCCAUGGCCAGGCCGCAGAGGACUCCGGCACGCAGUCCCGACAGCAUCGUCGAGGUGAAGAGCAAAUUUGAUGCCGAGUUCCGACGCUUCGCGCUGCCCCGCGCUUCGGUGAGCGGCUUCCAAGAGUUCUCUCGGUUGCUGCGUGCGGUACACCAGAUCCCGGGCCUGGACGUGCUGCUUGGCUAUACGGAUGCUCACGGCAACCUACUGCCCCUCACCAACGACGACAGCCUGCACCGGGCCCUGGCCAGUGGGCCCCCGCCGCUGCGCCUGCUAGUGCAGAAGCGGGAAGCUGAUUCCAGUGACCUGGCCUUUGCCUCCAACUCCCUGCAGCGGCGCAAGAAAGGGCUCCUACUUCGGCCAGUGGCACCCCUGCGCACACGGCCACCCCUGCUAAUCAGCCUGCCACAAGAUUUCCGCCAGGUUUCUUCCGUCAUAGAUGUGGACCUACUGCCUGAGACCCACCGACGGGUGCGGCUGCAUAAGCACGGUUCCGACCGCCCCCUGGGUUUCUACAUCCGAGAUGGCAUGAGUGUGCGCGUAGCUCCCCAGGGCCUGGAACGGGUUCCAGGCAUCUUCAUCUCCCGCCUGGUACGAGGGGGCCUGGCUGAGAGUACAGGGCUGCUGGCAGUCAGUGAUGAGAUCCUCGAGGUCAAUGGCAUUGAGGUAGCUGGGAAGACCUUGGACCAAGUGACGGACAUGAUGGUUGCGAACAGCCACAACCUCAUUGUCACUGUCAAGCCAGCCAAUCAGCGCAAUAAUGUGGUGCGUGGGGCAUCUGGGCGUCUGACAGGGCCUCCUUCUGCUGGGCCUGGGCCUGCUGAGCCUGAUAGCGACGAUGACAGCAGUGAUCUGAUCAUUGAGAACCGCGAGCCUCCCUGUUCCAAUGGGCUGUCUCAGGGGCCUCCAUGCUGGGACCUGCGCCCAAGCCGCCUACUUCCUGAUGCCCGCAGCUCUCUGCCCUCCCUGGAUGAUCAGGAGCAGGCCAGCUCUGGCUGGGGGAGUAGCAUUCAAGGAGAUGGUAGUGGCUUCAGCCUCUGACAGGCAAAGAUGCAGCCCCUUGCCCUUCCAGGCUGCCGGGACAUGGCAGGGACUUCCCCAGUGGGGUUUUUUAGCUUGCUCACGGGGCCUUAUCAGUCUGGGGAACAUUAAAGGUUUUCUACAAAUGCAGUUAUGGUCCUUCUGUUUCCCAGCCCUAGCCUCCUCCUUGAUCCCACAAUCUUGCCUUCUGGCCUGGACAUGAGGCAGGAGUGGAGGAGUGAUAAGGGCAGCAGAGAAACC